UAGCAAACAACUUCCUUACCACCAUCACCUUGCUAUCCAACGGUAGAAUACCUGCAGCCAUGUCUUCGGCUUCCAUUUCGAGCAAACCGUUGUUGAAAAGGCCAUUAGAUCUUUUCUACAUUACCUAUUUCACCUUCAACGUCAUCACAUUCCUGUUCAUCGAUGGUCAAAACUUUUAUCCAUCUGAAUUGGUUCCUGAAGCACUGAAACGAGUCGUUCAAGACUAUCUCAAAGAUUCCGGUGAUCCGUUCGUUUUGGCUUUACGUGCACAUGAUCGACAGUACAUCUGGUUCGCUACAAGUAUGUGGUCUUCACUUGUGUUUCAGAAUCCUGUUUACCUUUUGAGUAUUUGGGGUUUGUUGAAAGAUGAAAAACGUAUUUACCCAAUCAUGGCUUCUUAUGGUAUGCUUGGUGAGUUUGCAGUAUCCCAGGAGUAUUCUGACUGGAUUCACUGACUCACUCUGUUCUUUUUGACAUAGCCGGUAUCACUACCCUGCAAUGCUUGACUUCCGUCAUUUGGGGCGCUGAUGGUGACAAAUUAAGUGCAAGUCAAGCUUCGUACCUUUUGAAAGCAUACGUGCCUUUUAUAAUUAUUCCGUUCGUCAUGUUCAUCGAUACGACCGUACGAUCUUGGCAGCUGAUCGAAGUUGCC
Messenger RNA from Meira miltonrushii, 652 nucleotides. RefSeq lists its product as uncharacterized. Gene Ontology annotation, cellular component: endoplasmic reticulum. The record is from RefSeq and is a predicted model, not a curated record. The transcript has a single exon. The coding region runs from base 60 to 455 and encodes 131 amino acids. Lineage: Eukaryota; Fungi; Basidiomycota; Exobasidiomycetes; Exobasidiales; Brachybasidiaceae.